Messenger RNA from Saccharomycopsis crataegensis, 2076 nucleotides. RefSeq names its product Yap1801 protein. Gene Ontology annotation, biological process: clathrin coat assembly; clathrin-dependent endocytosis; vesicle budding from membrane. The transcript has a single exon. Gene Ontology annotation, molecular function: SNARE binding; 1-phosphatidylinositol binding; clathrin heavy chain binding. Lineage: Eukaryota; Fungi; Ascomycota; Saccharomycetes; Ascoideales; Saccharomycopsidaceae. Gene Ontology annotation, cellular component: clathrin-coated vesicle; clathrin-coated pit. The coding region runs from base 1 to 2076 and encodes 691 amino acids. The record is from RefSeq and is a predicted model, not a curated record.
AUGACAACCUAUGAGAAAAUUGUCAAAGGGGCCACCAAAAUCAAAGUUGCGGCCCCAAAGCCCAAGUAUAUCGAACCAAUUUUGAUGUCUACCUCUCGGAAAGAAGAUUUCAGAAAUGUCAUGAAUUAUCUUCGCCCCCGUUUACAAGAUUCGGCUUGGUCAAUAGUUUAUAAAUCGUUGAUUGUUUUGCAUAUCAUGAUCAGAGAAGGCGAAAGAAAUGUAACCUUGGACUACUUGGCUGAUCGUCCAGAAUAUCUUGAAAUAAACAAGAUAGCAUCUAACAAUCCGGAUAGCAGGUCACUUCUGAAAUACGCUAGAUAUCUCGCUGUCAGAGCUCAAGGUUUUGCGGACACUGAAGUGGAUUACGUCAGAGAUGAGCAAUUGAAUAAUAGUUCUUUCAGCCGCAGGUCCGAAAACAGUGGCGGAAGAUUAAGAAAUCUACUGAUUGAAAAAGGCUUAUUAAAGGAAGUGGAAAGCGUAGAAAGACAGAUUGAAUCUUUGCUCAGGUGCAAAUUUCAAGAGGUAGAGGUCAAUAACGAUAUUAUUCUUACUACUUUUCGUUUAUUGGUUCAUGAUCUUUUGGCAUUAUACCAAUCCUUAAAUGAAGGGGUUAUAAAUAUCUUGGAACAUUAUUUUGAAAUGGGUAAACCUGAAGCGGCGUUCUCAUUGAAAAUUUAUAAAAGAUUUGUCAAGUUGACUGCAGAUGUGGUGAGUUAUUUAAGAACCGCAAAGCAUUUGGAAUACGUUACAAAAUUGCAUGUUCCAGUAAUCAAGCAUGCACCAACGGCAUUGGCGGACAGCUUGGAAGAAUAUUUGAAUGAUAAAGAUUUCGAAACUAUUAGAAAGCAGUAUUUGGCUGAAAAGGACAGCAAGGAUUCAAAAGGUUCACAAAGUGCUCUUGCCACUAAAACGAAGCCCCCUUCGAGUGUUAGUGAAAAGACCCCUAAAACUUCAAGGAACUCUGCGAUAACUCAACCAGCAAAGUCUCCUGCUGCAAGCUCUAAUGAAACCGCAUCAACUGGCUUGGUUGUUCAAACAACUGGUAGUAACCCUUUUGCCCAUUUGAUCCAAACUCAACAGAUGCAAUUACAGCCUGCAGUUAUUCAACCUGUUGUUCUUCCUCAGCAAACUCUGUUUGUGCCGCAACAACAGCCCCAAAUUUUGGGAAUGAAUCCUGGGCAACAGGUGUUUGCCAUCAACCAACAGCAACAACAGUUUCCUGUGAACCCUCAACAAUUUCAGCAGCAACAAGUCUUCAAUGGUAUGCAACAAGUUCCACAGCAAUCGCAUGUUCAUAAUCCUUUUGCACAGACUAAUCCUCAGUUGCAACCAUUGUCAACUGGCUUUGGAUUUGGCAACGUGCAAGCCACUCUGAAUAUGAUGGGAGCCACUUUGGGUAAUAUUACGGAAAAUGCUCCGCUUUCUGUUAAUUCAAAUAUCACAGGAAGUACUUCUAGUAGCGGAACUUCUUUGAACAGAAGCAAAUCCGUAAAUCCUUUCUCUAUGGGUAAUUAUACCACCGGUAUUUCUUCUUCAAGUGCUGCAAAUAACCCAUUUUCGGCUAAUGGUCUUGGUCGUAGCUCAUCGAUGAAGGUCAUGCCAACUGGAUCAAAUAAUCCUUUCAGCUCCAACAAUUUAUCUGCAAUAACAUCUAGCUCCACAAAUAACCCUAUAUCAUCUCAGAUGGGCACCCUCAAAGCCCAGCCAACUGGCCAUAAUCCAUUCUCCGCCCCCGCGCAAACACAGCAACAGGCUUUGAUGCCACAGCCGACUUUUGGAGGGUUAGAAAACUUGCCCACCGUUCCUGUUUUCCCCGAUACUCAAAGGGACCUUUCCAAUCAAAUGGCAUUAAACAACGCUCAAGCUCAGUUAAAUCAAAAUAAGCAGCAAAUGAUAUUUCAACAAACCGGACAAACGCAGGUACCAGGACAACAAUUUAAUGGUUUUAAUCAAGUGCAAACGAUGAAUGGUCAAAAUGGGUUUGCUACAAACCAGUUUGGUCAAAUUUCUCAGCAGCAACCUGCGAUUGGAGGUAUUCAACACUCUUAUAUGAAUCAUAACGUUAGCUUGAUUUAG